ACUUUUUUUCCCUUCUUUAGAAAACUUCCUGUCUGUCUUUCUGACUUGAUCUACAAUGAGUGCCAAGUCUGCCAUCAGCAAGGAAAUUUUUGCCCCUCUUGAUGAGAGGAUGCUGGGAGCUGUCCAAGUCAAGAGGAGGACAAAGAAAAAGAUUCCUUUCUUAGCAACUGGGGGCCAAGGCGAAUAUUUAACCUAUAUCUGCCUGUCGGUGACAAACAAGAAGCCCACCCAGGCAUCUAUCACGAAGGUCAAACAGUUUGAAGGCUCGGCGUCGUUUGUGCGCCGGUCACAGUGGAUGCUCGAGCAGCUUCGUCAGGUGAAUGGCAUUGAUCCUAAUCGGGAUUCUGCAGAGUUUGAUUUGUUGUUUGAAAAUGCUUUUGACCAGUGGGUAGCCAGCACAGCCUCAGAAAAAUGCACCUUCUUCCAGAUCCUCCACCAUACCUGCCAGAGGUACCUCACGGACAGGAAGCCAGAAUUUAUUAACUGCCAAUCCAAGAUCAUGGGAGGUAAAUGGACACCCUUAUACUUUA
Messenger RNA from Erinaceus europaeus (western European hedgehog), 530 nucleotides. RefSeq names its product syntaxin-binding protein 6. The annotation marks the transcript as partial. NCBI's taxonomy places the organism in Eukaryota, Metazoa, Chordata, Mammalia, Eulipotyphla, Erinaceidae. The transcript is spliced from 3 exons. The record is from RefSeq and is a predicted model, not a curated record.